AUGAGUGUCCGUCUAAAACCUCGUCCAAAGCAUAUACUCCAUAUUACCAACGCUCUUGACCCAGCCAGCCUUAUCGGAAAGCAUGUCAUCGGAUUUCUCGACGACUACCCUUUGUCCCUCACACUCUCCGAAUCGGCUGAAAAGCCUCUAGAAAUUCACUUUGGUGGAGAAUACGGUGGUGGCAAGGAUUUCGAGUAUUUCAUCGAUGAUCAUCUCCGUUUUGCUCUUGAGAAAGCGGCAAGCGAUGGGUUUCGACGCCCUGCCAAGAUCAUCGAUGCUCACGUUGGCGAAGUAACGAAGAAGUAUGAAGUUCCAAAUAAUGAGAAGCUCCCUCAGCAUAAUGGAAAGCUCUGGCAUGAUAAACUUACCUGUAUUGGGCUCCGACUGGAAGGUAUGAAAGAGAUUGGUUACAUCUGGGGCGAGGACACCGAAAAGGCUUGGGAUGAGUUUUGCCUCUAUUGUGGGACUUUCAUUGCAACUGAUAAGCAGCUCGAAGAGAUUGAAUUGGAACAUCAAAAGAAGGAAAAAGAAAGGAAGUCGCAGUUAAAGCUUUCGGCGGAAAUGCAGCUCUUGAAAGAGAAGGUUCUGCGCUGCAAGUAA
Molecule: messenger RNA, 600 nt
Organism: Orbilia oligospora ATCC 24927
Lineage: Eukaryota; Fungi; Ascomycota; Orbiliomycetes; Orbiliales; Orbiliaceae
Exons: 1
Coding region: 1-600 (199 amino acids)
Source: RefSeq, a predicted model, not a curated record